GGCAGGGCACGAGCAGGCCCGAUGCCCAAUCCUCCCACCAUAUCUAGAAGGCCUCUGGCUAGACUGGGUUCUCAUGCCUACCCAUCCCUAUCCAGGUCAUAUUCAGAAGUUCCUUGAUGUUGUAUGGACUUAAUAUCUGCCGAUAUCAGGCCAAAGUUUCACAUUGUUUGGCAGCGCUAUGAGUCUCUACUUAUCUAGGGGAAAAGAACUCAGUUUUGGAACACAAAGAAGAUGAGUUCUUGGCUGGAGUGGGACAGGUCUUUCUAAAUCACAACCUUCAUGGGUCCCUUGUGAUCAUACCCUAUCCAGGCAAAACAAACACCCCCAUGUGGCUUGACGUGAAUGGCAUCCUUAUCCAAGUCACUAGUCAGCUUCAAGAUCAUGAAUUUAUAUCUCCUGCAAAGCUAUUGCAGCAGCAAAAGGAGCUUGAGAACUCUUUGAUUUCCUGAUCUCACAGCAACUAUUAACCAAAAUGCAGGUUGCUUUGAGUCUUUCCACAUCGAUUUCAAUCACAAGAAAUAAAAACUCUCUACCAUGUUCGACUGCCAAGCCGAGGAAGAAUGCUAUUCUACUGCGCCCACGAAUCACCGCGGCUGCUGCUGAAUCUGUCUCAGUCGACUAUAGCUCUGCAACCUCCGUCUUUCCAGCAGAAGCAUGUGAUGUGGUAGGAGGAGAAGCAUGUGCUGCCAACAUGUAUCCUGAGGUGAAGCCCAGAGAAGAGAUGGCCAGCAGCAGAGGACGCCAAAAUGCCAUGGAGGAAGUUGACCGAGAAUACUUGGAAUACAAUGAGCCCACGACGGUGUUUCCAGAUGAGGCCUGCGAUGAUCUCGGUGGGGAAUUCUGUGAAGCAGAGUACCAGAAGGGAGGUCGUAGAUGAUAAACUUCCAGAAAUGUGUUUUAUGACUUUCACUGUAGCAUUAUCUGCCAUGCCAACAUGAUGGAUCAUGUACUAUUAACAAGAUGACAGGGCGUGUUUGUACGUGCUAUUUGCUUUUAGAAUUAUCAUAUGCAGCUUGUAGAUGAACUGGUUUUCACAAAUAUGAAAAUAUUCAGUGGUGUGUGAA
Nymphaea colorata (pocket water lily) is the source of this 1064-nucleotide messenger RNA. RefSeq names its product light-regulated protein, chloroplastic-like. Lineage: Eukaryota; Viridiplantae; Streptophyta; Magnoliopsida; Nymphaeales; Nymphaeaceae. The record is from RefSeq and is a predicted model, not a curated record. Bases 473 to 877 code for a protein of 134 amino acids. The transcript has 3 exons. Gene Ontology annotation, cellular component: chloroplast.